CCUUCCUCCCUCCCCUCCACAGCAUUGCAGCAUUCGCCGACUGCAGCUCCCAGACGCCGCCCGUAUCCCUCCGGCCUCCGCAGCCCCAGCCGCCUCCAGCACCAUGGCCAGCACCGUAUCUGGUAUAAACUCCACCCAUCACGCAGUCCUGCCCUGAGCCCACCCCUCACGCCCAGAGAAUUUCAGUAUCAUCCUAAGAGGGGACCACGUGUGUAAAAGACCCUUUAAGCUCCGGCUCCAAAAACAUGGACCCAACCUCAGCUUCGUGCUAUAGCCAGACCUGGCCCAUUUCUCCAUCAGCCCCAGCCUACAAGGAGAAGAUGAAGGAGUUGUCUGUGCUGUCACUCAUCUGCUCCUGCUUCUACUCACAGCCUCACCCCAACACCAUCUACCAGUAUGGGGACAUGGAAGUGAAACAGCUGGACAAGCGAGCCUCUGGCCAGAGCUUCGAGGUCAUCCUCAAGUCUCCUUCUGACCUGUCCCCAGAGAGCCCUGUGCUCUCCUCUCCCCCCAAGAGGAAGGAUGCUUCCUUGGAGGAGCUGCAGAAGCGGCUGGAGGCAGCCGAGGAGCGGAGGAAGACCCAGGAGGCUCAGGUGCUGAAGCAGCUGGCAGAGAGGCGUGAGCACGAGCGCGAGGUGCUGCACAAGGCGCUGGAAGAAAACAAUAACUUUAGCCGCCUGGCGGAGGAGAAGCUUAACUACAAGAUGGAGCUGAGCAAGGAGAUCCGCGAGGCGCACCUGGCCGCUCUGCGCGAACGGCUGCGCGAAAAGGAGCUGCAUGCUGCUGAGGUGCGCAGGAACAAGGAGCAGCGGGAGGAGAUGUCUGGCUAAGGAGCACUGGACCCAGCAGCGACGACAACGCUUUCGGGUUUUGUUUUUGUCUUGUUCAGUUCUGUCUAGAUGCAAAUUUUGUUCCUGCUCCUACCCGCUCUCCUGCACCCCUAGCUUCCUGCUUCUCUUCCCACACAAUGAACUGUCCAGUCCUUAUAAUGUGUCUGACUUUGGGCUCUCUCUAAAGGAGUUCCCUAGUUCAGACACCAGGCCAGGUGCGGCUGGGGCUCUCUUGGUGGCCCUCUUAGUGGAUGUGUUGGCAAUCUUAAUAAAUCUAGUGGCAGUGGCA
Mesocricetus auratus (golden hamster) is the source of this 1119-nucleotide messenger RNA. RefSeq names its product stathmin 3 (gene Stmn3). The record is from RefSeq and is a predicted model, not a curated record. Gene Ontology annotation, biological process: microtubule depolymerization; regulation of microtubule polymerization or depolymerization; neuron projection development. Gene Ontology annotation, molecular function: tubulin binding. Bases 246 to 830 code for a protein of 194 amino acids. Gene Ontology annotation, cellular component: neuron projection; cytoplasm. The transcript is spliced from 6 exons. NCBI's taxonomy places the organism in Eukaryota, Metazoa, Chordata, Mammalia, Rodentia, Cricetidae.